UCUGUACUAUUGUUAGACUACACAUAGAUUGGUUUUUGGGAAGGAAACAGCUGUAUGGAUGAGUAGUAAGCAUACCUACAUAGUGUGUAGUAGGGUACUGUAUGUGUUUUGUCAGGUAAUUACAGGUGCAAGCUCACGUGACUGUCACAGUAUAUGGAGGAAACGGAGUUUCUAGGUGAGAAAGAUCCGAUGCUCAGUGGCUCCGAGGUGGAGAUGGACGACGAAAAACACGAAGAGACACCGGAUGUGAAGUUACCCGGUAGGAGAGGUCUAAAGGACCUCCUCCUCCUCAGCUUCUCGAUGUUCUUCAUAUUCGCUGCUUUCACCGCAUUGCAAGCACUACAGAGUAGUCUUAACGAGACAGGUGGAAAGGGCGUCGCUUGUCUAGCCGUACUGUAUGGUGUCAUGAUAGCGUCGUGUGUUCUGGUGGCGCCUGUGCUCGUUGGAAUUUUUAGACCCAAGUGGACUCUAGUGGGAUGCUUCAUUUGUCAUUGCGUCUUUACUGCGUCCAACUUCUAUCCGCAGUGGUACACUCUUAUUCCAGCAUGUGCAUUACUUGGAGCUGCUUCUGGUCCUCUCUGGGCCGCACACAACACCUACUUGACGACACUUGCUGUGAUGCACGCCAGAGCUGUGAAAGACAAAGAGGAGACUGUUAUUCAACAGUUUAAUGGGAUUUUCUUUGCUGUAUUUCAGGCGUCACUGGUGGGAGGAAAUGUAGUGUCUGCUCUUGUUUUUGCCUUUGCUCAUAGGGAAAGUGUUACAGAAAGAGAGAAUUCGUCGUUGGAAGUUUGUCAUUCAAACGUGUCUCUGUGUGUGCUCGACUCAACAAAAUACACAUUGUUUACAGUGUUUGAGGUAUCGCAAAUUGCUGGGCUUUUGCUUGUUCUCGUUGCUUUGAAGACAUUGAAGAAACUAGGAUCAGAUAUGCAGAUACAUCGUCCUAAAAUAUUUCAGCUAGCUGCUUCUGUAGUGAAGCUGCAUAAGGACGUGAGGGUACUCUUGCUCCUUCCAAUCACUUUCUACUCUGGUUUUGAGCAGGCUUUUAUUGUUGGAGAAUACACCAAGUAUUUCAUUACUGAUUUUAUUGGAGUUAAAAUGGUUGGUGUGGUGUUGAUUGUGUUUGGAGUGACUAACUCAAUAAGCUCAUAUGUCAGUGGAAAACUUGGCAAGAAAGUUGGACGAUGUGCACUAAUCCUGGCUGGUGGUCUGCUUAAUAUCUCACUCAUCGUCUUUCUCAUGGCGUGGACUGCCUCUGCUUGUUAUCCGAUUUUGUUUACUGUACCUGUUUUAUGGGGCAUCGUCGAUGCGAUAUCGAACACACAGACAACAGCUUUGUACGGAGUGCUGUUUACUAACAACCAGGAGGCUGCAUUUGGUGCCUACCGAUUUUGGCAGAGUUGUGGCUUUGCAGUGUCAUUUGCUUAUAGUCAUGCUCUGAGACACAGCAUGGAGACAAAAUUAAUAAUUGCUCUUUGUCUGGUUUGUAUUUCUAUGGCUGGUUAUAUAGGGAUGGAGGCUAUGCAAAGAAAACGGAAUAUUUAAUUAAGUUA
Molecule: messenger RNA, 1553 nt
Organism: Corticium candelabrum
Lineage: Eukaryota; Metazoa; Porifera; Homoscleromorpha; Homosclerophorida; Plakinidae
Product: protein unc-93 homolog A-like
Exons: 2
Coding region: 154-1545 (463 amino acids)
Source: RefSeq, a predicted model, not a curated record